This is a messenger RNA of Sceloporus undulatus (fence lizard), 5338 nucleotides long. It is a transcript of the gene GPR158, whose product is annotated as G protein-coupled receptor 158. NCBI's taxonomy places the organism in Eukaryota, Metazoa, Chordata, Lepidosauria, Squamata, Phrynosomatidae. The coding region runs from base 19 to 3546 and encodes 1175 amino acids. Gene Ontology annotation, molecular function: G protein-coupled receptor activity. The record is from RefSeq and is a predicted model, not a curated record. The transcript is spliced from 11 exons. Gene Ontology annotation, cellular component: membrane. Gene Ontology annotation, biological process: G protein-coupled receptor signaling pathway.
GGUCUUUUGGGCACAGCCAUGGAGGCCAGCCAAGGGCAGGCAGUGCCAGGCCAAGGGAAAGCCCUCAAGGCCGCCCAGCCUGUUUACAACCAAGCCAAGAGGGCAGCCCUUCCAUCUUCUCCUUGGAGCAGGUCCUCCACUACCACCAAAGAAGAAGAAAAGGAAGGGGAGGAAGGGGUCCUCUUGGCCCAUUGGCUCUUCCGGGGCUUGCCCCCCAAUGUGGCUUCUUUCCUCCACACGGGCAACCCACGGGCCCUGAGGCGUGCCAACUGCUCUGGGCACUAUGAACUGGCCAACUGGGCUGGGAGGCCACGUUUGAUGGCUUCACACCCUCCUCUCCAGGGUGCCCUGGAUUCUCUCCUCCAUGCCACCAACUUUCUCAACACAGUCCUUCAAAGCAAUAAGUCCCUGGAGCAGAACUUGCAGGAGGACAUCGAGUGGUAUCAAGUUCUGAUCCGAAGCCUGCUGGAAGGGGAUCCCAACAUCUCCAAGGCAGCCCUCACCUUUAGCCUGGAGCCCUCGUCCUCAGCGCCUCAGGUCUUCCUCCAAGCCAGCCGGCAAGACAGCCAGAUCCUGCUACAGGACUUGUCUUCGGCCAAUGCCACUGGUGAGACCGAGUGGUUCCACAGCUUGAGGCGCAAGUGGAGGCCGCACCACCACCGGAAGGGUGCCAGUUCUGGUGCCAAGGCUUGGGAGAACACCUUGAGAAAGAAGGGCAACCACCCUGUGGAGAAGAGCCAUGUCCAGUGGUCCCCUCCUUACCUGGAGUGUGAGAAUGGAAAUUACAAACCUGCCUGGCUGGUGACCCUUUCUGCAGCUUUUUAUGGGCUGCAGCCAAACCUCCUGCCAGAAUUCAGGGGUGUCGUAAAAGUGGACAUAAACCUGCAGAAAGUGGACAUUGACCAAUGUUCUAAUGAAGGCUGGUUUUCAGGAACUCACACAUGCCAUUUAAAUAGCACUGAGUGUAUGCCAAUUAAAGGCCUUGGAUUUGUACUUGGAGCCUACACAUGCAUUUGUAAAGCUGGAUUCUAUAAUCCCAAAAUAUUUUCAAUGAACAGCUUUCACAGAAAGAAUGCAGAGAGCCAUUUUUCUGGAGGCGAGAUGUCUGGGGAAGUCUAUGCCUGCUUGCCCUGCAGGGAAGGAUGUUCAUACUGUACAGAUGACACUCCCUGCUAUGCACAGGAGGACAAAUAUUUACGGCUUGCUAUCAUCUCAUUCCAAACUCUCUGUAUGCUGUUGGACUUCAUAAGCAUGCUUGUGGUCUACCGUUUUCGCAAAGCAAAGAGCAUUAAGGCAUCAGGACUUAUUCUCUUGGAGACUAUCCUGUUUGGGUCAUUGUUUCUUUAUUUCCCGGUCAUCAUUUUAUACUUUGAACCAAGCAUAUUUCGCUGUAUUCUCCUAAGAUGGGUUCGUCUUUUGGGAUUUACAACUGUUUAUGGAACUGUUACACUCAAGCUGCACAGGGUUUUGAAAGUGUUCCUUUCCCGAACGGUUCAACGAAUUCCGUACAUGACAGGUGCACGAGUGAUGAAGAUGCUGGCUGUGAUUUUUCUGGUAGUGGUUUGGUUCCUUAUAGGCUGGACCUCUGCAGUCUGCCAAAAUUUGGAGAGAAACAUUUCACUUGUCGGUCAAGGGCAAACAUCGGAUCAUCUGAUCUUCAAUAUGUGCCUGGUGGACCGGUGGGAUUAUAUGAUGGCUAUUGCUGAAUUUGUAUUCCUCUUGUGGGGUGUUUAUCUCUGCUAUGCAGUGCGGACAGUACCCUCAGCGUUCCAUGAGCCACGUUAUAUGGCUGUUGCAGUUCACAUUGAGCUCAUUAUAUCUGCUAUAUUCCAUACAAUCAGGUUUAGUCUUGCCUCAAGACUUCAGUCUGAUUGGAUGCUGAUGCUGUUCUUUGCACACACACACUUGACUGUGACAGUCACCAUUGGAUUACUUCUCGUCCCGAAGUUUUCCCAUUCAAGCAAUAAUCCAAGAGAUGAUAUAGCUACUGAAGCAUAUGAAGAUGAACUUGACAUGAGAAGGUCUGGAUCAUAUUUAAACAGCAGCAUCAAUUCAGCUUGGAGUGAGCACAGUUUGGACCCAGAAGAUAUUAGGGAUGAACUGAAGAAAUUGUAUGCCCAGCUAGAGAUCUAUAAGAGGAAAAAGAUGAUCACCAACAAUCCUCACCUCCAGAAAAAGAGGUGCUCCAAAAAGGGCUUGGGUCGUUCAAUUAUGCGAAGAAUUACUGAAAUCCCCGAGACAGUCACCAGACAGUGCUCACGGGAAGAAAAGGACCUUUUGGAGCAUGGAGUUUCAAAGAAUCCUGCUGUAACAAAGAAAAACCCACCAGAUUCUGGUGGGCACAUCAAGCCAAAGGAGGAAUCAUUGAGAAACAGAGUCUUCUCAUUGAAAAAGUCUCACAGCACUUACGACCACGUGCGAGACCCAACGGAAGAGUCAAAUAGCUUAACUACAGAAAGUGUGGAAGUCAUAACAGCUACAGAGAACUCCUUGCUGGAUUCUCUCCCAGGGAAAAAAACUACCAAAAAAGCAGUGGAAAAAAAUGAAGCUGUGCCCACUGAAAAUGUCCCUUUAGUGUGUAAAUCAGUGAGCGCUCAUAAUUUAAGUGCAGACAAGAAACCCCUCCACCCGAGAACAUCUGUGUUACAGAAAUCGCUUAGUGUUAUUGCCAGUGCCAAAGAGAAAACACUGGGGUUAGCAGGGAAAGUGCAGAAUGAAGAAAGCAGCAAAUCCCACAAGUCUCAACAAAAGGGCAAAGAGACAAGCAAAAAGCAGUCAGGCUCAGAGAAAAAUGACUCUAAAGAUUCCCAUAGAAAAAACUCUGCCCACACAGAAGAGUCAAGGAAGCCUCACAAAUCAGGCAUAAUGAAGCAACAGAGAUCCAACCAGACCUCUGGAAAUCCUGAUGCAGGAGCAGGUAAGUCUCAGCAGAAGAAUAAUGUUGAUAUAGGAGACGUUUGCCCUUGGGAAGUAUAUAACCAGAGCCCAGGGACAGGGGCUUCUGAUUCUAAAGUUCAAAAGCAUGUGUCCAUUGCUUCCUCUGAAUCUGAGAAACACCAGCUGAAAGGCAAAGCUUCUGAAGGUCAUCAGCUACCCAAUCAAAAGAGCACAGAUAGAUGUGAAGUUUGCCCCUGGGAAACCCAAGUAGAAGUUGUGGAAGAGCAGAAAAAACAUUUGAGCCCCAAGUCUCAACAGGAAGCUCCUGGACUCAAAGGUGAAAAUGUUAAUAAACAUUAUGUCACAGAGGUUUGCGGUGAAGAUCCCAAGGAACAGAUCCAAAAGGCCACCACACAAACCGUAGAGAAAGAUUUUCUCAAUAAACUGGGAGAUCAGACCAAAAGUACAUCCACUUCUCCAGCGGGGAGAAUGCUUCCCUCUGAUUCUACUAAGUCAACAACUAGUAACUCACAGAAACCCUUAACAUCUCGGGUAGAUGUCUGUCCCUGGGAGUUUGAGACGCCAGAGUUACCAAAAGUGGAAAAAAGUAUAGCUUUAUCAAAUGCAACCAGUUUAAGCUCAAAUAAAACAUCCACACAUCACAAAUAAGAGGACUUGGACUGUGAAAAAAGAGACAGAGGGCAUAAAAGAGGGAGAAAGGCCAGAAGGAGCUGCAGGUUCCAAAGAAGCAUCACUUAACCAGGUGAUGAGCAUGUUGAACAUGUAGGAACUAGGCAAAGUCAGUUGUAUCUUGUUUGUCUGUUUAUCAUUGAGUGCCAACAGUGUUAUCAGUGUGAUCCAGGCCCAAUACAGUUCCUUCUCCUAGUUCCUAAAGAGUUUACAUUCCAGAUGAAUGAAACCAUGCCUUUAGAAUUUUAUUUUAUAUUUUAUUUUUGCAAAAUGUAUGGGCUUGGGAAGUAGUAAUUUUAAAGUACCUGAAAUCAAGUGUAAUUAUUCCUGAAGGCCCUAUGUUGGCUGCAAGUGGGCAUGAAUUCAUUAAAUACCAUAUUAUCUAAUGGAGUUGUUCUAAAAAGCUUUGAAUCAGAUGCAUAAUACCAGUGAGACUUUAAGUAAAUAGAUGAUUGGGAUAACUACUAUACCAGUGAGCAACUUCCAGAAACAAAAGUGAUGACUUUUCACAUUCUUUCAUCUCUAGCCUUGAUAGCACUGCUAAUGUACUGCAUCCCCCAGUUAUAUUUUUAUAUGAUUGCUCCCAUUUUUCUUAUAAAUGUACGUACUCUGUUGUGUCUCAUGUUAAAGCAUUCCAGUUUCUAUAAUGUUUGCAAAUAACUUUGAUAUGAUUAUGUGGCACAACACAUUUAUGCAAUCUGCAGAUAAUCUAAUGUUGCAUUUUUUAAAAAAGCAGCUCUAGACAUUUGUUUAUUUCUAGGAUGUUUUGCAAGCUCCCACUGGCUCAUGAAGCCAUAAGAAAAACACUGGGGUUUUUUCUGUUGUGGUUUCUGUUGUGGGUUUGUUGUUUUACUCUGUUACUUCCAAUUAUGAUUUAAUACUGUAUGAUUCAGGGGUUUUAUACGAGGUAUGUUUCAUGUCUUGCACUUGUCCAUUUAUGAUCUUUACUAGCAGAAGCCGUCACCAUAGGGGGAUGCAUACUCUGAUAAUCAUGGUGGUAUUUCUAUAGAAACAAGGCACUGUUCCAAAAUAAAUCUGAAAACAACAUAUCUGUUGUUUCUCAGAAAACUGGGAAACAUUGUUUAGCAUUCCAGAGGUACUGCUUUAAUAAUUCCUCAUCGUGAUCUUGCUCAGUGUUUUACACUGAGCACAUUAGAAGGGAAGAAAAAUGUUGAAGGUAGAAAAUAUAUUCUGAUGAGUGUGUAUACCUUUCUUUUUUCUUUUUUGAUAAUACUGUCAGAAUUCAUUUUAGGAAGCGGUUUUAACUUGCGAGGCCUUGUUUAUCAUAUUGUUAAAUUUAAAAGAUCAGAAAGUGAGGAGACCUCCCUGACCUUAUCUACACCAAUUAAGAAAGUGAGUGACAGGAAAAUGAAGGCAGGGGAUUCCCAUUCUUUAUUAAGCACUUGCUGAGAAUUUGUACAGCCAGAUCCUAUGCAUGUUUACUCAGAAACAAGCUCUGUUGAGUUCAGUGGAGUUUGCUCCCAAGUAAACUUGCAGAUUAAGGAUUGCAGCCUUAAUCUGCUGAAUGUUUUGUAAACCUUAUUAUUAAUCAUUUUAUAGCACUUUUAAUGUUGAUAAAUACCUUAUAGUCUACCUUACCUCCAUCCCCCAUCCCAUUGCUGACCAUGGUUGCCAGUGUCUGACCUAGAUAUUGUCACUGUUGCUUUAACACCAGAUCUGUCACCCAGCAUUCUAGAAAUGCAUCCCUAAUCCCAAUGCUACAGCUGUGCAGCGAUUCAUUUCAUUAUCUUGUUACUAGCAAGACUCCAGU